CAGGGUCCAGGGAGACCAGAUAUAGUGAAUGCAGGGUCCGGGGAGACCAGAUAUAGUGAAUGCAGGAUCCGGGGAGACCGGAUAUAGUGAAUGCAGGAUCCAGGGAGACCAGAUAUAGUGAAUGCAGGGUCUGGGGAGACCAGAUAUAGUGAAUGCAGGAUCCGGGGAGACCAGAUAUAGUGAAUGCAGGGUCUGGGGAGACCAGAUAUAGUGAAUGCAGGGUCCGGGGAGACCAGAUAUAGUGAAUGUAGGGUCCUGGGAGACCAGAUAUAGUGAAUGCAAAUCCAGGAACUUAGGUGCAGGGAUGGUGGGAACCCAGGUGUACAAAUCCAGGAACUCGGGUGCAGGGAUGGUG
Molecule: messenger RNA, 355 nt
Organism: Staurois parvus
Lineage: Eukaryota; Metazoa; Chordata; Amphibia; Anura; Ranidae
Source: the annotation of a GenBank genome assembly